Molecule: messenger RNA, 2304 nt
Organism: Closterium sp. NIES-65
Lineage: Eukaryota; Viridiplantae; Streptophyta; Zygnematophyceae; Desmidiales; Closteriaceae
Source: the annotation of a GenBank genome assembly
AUGUACCCUCUCGUUUUCCCUCCCUGCUUGCCCUCGUUUCCCCACCUUGCACGCCCUCAUUUUCUCCCUUGUACGCCUUAUUUUCCCCCUUUGCACGAUCGCAUUUCCCCCCCUGCUUGCCCUCAAUUCUCCCCUGCUUGCCCUCAAUUCUCCCCUGCUUGCCCUCAAUUCUCCCUUUCUCCUCCUCUCGCCAUGCCUUCUCCCCCUCCCGCCACCCCCUCUCCUCCUCUCGCCAUAGCUUCUCGUCCUCUCACCAUGCCUUCUCCUCCUCCUGCCACCCCCUCUCCUCCUCCCACCAUGCCUUCUCCUCCUCCUCCCACCAUGCCUUCUCCUCCUCCCACCAUGCCUUCUCCUCCUCCCGCCACCCCUUCUCCUCCUCCCAACAUGCCUUCUCCUCCUCCUGCCACCCCCUCUCCUCCUCCCUCCCUGCCUCCUCCCCCUCCCGCCGUGCCUUCUCGUCCUCCCGCCACUCCUUCUCCUCCUCCCCCUUCUCUCCCUUCUCUCCCUUCCCUCCCUUCCCUCCCUUCUCUCCCUUCCCUCCCUUCUCUCCCUUCCCUCCCUUCCCUCCCUUCCCUCCCUUCUUUCCUUUCUCUCCCUUCUCUCCCUUCCCUCCCUUCUCUCCCUUCCCUCCCUUCCCUCCCUUCUUUCCUUUCUCUCCAUUCUCUCCCUUCCCUCCCUUCCCUCCCUUUCCGUCCCUUCCCUCGCUUCUCUCCCUUCCCCCUUCUCUCCCUUCCCUCCCUUCUCUCCCUUCCCUCCCUUCUCUCCCUUCCCUCCCUUCCCUCCCUUCCCUCCCUUCCCUGCCUUCUCUCCCUUCCCUCCCUUCCCUCCCUUCCCCCUUCUCUCCCUUCCCUCCCUUCUCUCCCUUCCCUCCCUUCCCUCCCUUCCCUCCCUUCCCUGCCUUCUCUCCCUUCCCUCCCUUCCUUCCCUCCCCCCUUCUCUCCCUUCCCUCCCUUCCCUCCCUUCCCCCUUCUCUCCCUUCCCUCCCUUCCCUCCCUUUCCGUCCCUUCCCUCCCUUCCCUCCCUUCCCCCUUCUCUCCCUUCCCUCCCUUCUCUCCCUUCUCUCCCUUCUCUCCCUUCCCUCCCUUCCCUCCCUUUCCGUCCCUUCCCUCGCUUCUCUCCCUUCCCCCUUCUCUCCCUUCCCUCCCUUCUCUCCCUUCUCUCCCUUCCCUCCCUUUCCUCACUUUCCUCCCUUUCCGUCCCUUCCCUCCUUUCUCUUUUUUCCCUCCCUUCUCUCUCCCCCCUACCUUCUCCUCCAUCCCUCCGGACUGCCCCCAUCAGUGCCAACCCUCUCUGCGCAUCUUUUGUUUCUCCCCCUUUUGUUCUUCACAUCCCGCCUCACCAUCUCGCUACCCCGCCACCCCAUCUCCCCUUCCUCUCAGUUCCUCUCUUUCUGCCCUUUCGUCCGACCUCUUCAUCCUCACCCCUCCACCCCGCAUCCCCAUCUCUUCCCCCCCUCUUCCCUUUCCCUCCCUGCAUCCCCAUCUCCCUGCCCUGCAUACCUCUCUCCCCUUCCUGCUUCCCCAUAUCCACUGCAUGUUUCCCCAUCUCUCCUCCCUGCAUCCCCAUCUCUCCUCCCUGCAUCCCCAUCUCUCCUCCCUGCAUCCCCAUCUCUCCUCACCUGCAUCCCCAUCUCCCCUCCCUGCAUCCCCAUCUCCUCACCUGCAUCCCCAUCUCCCCUCCCUGCAUCCUCCCGGAACCCUUCCUAAGCCUGCCUCUCCUUACUUCUCCCCUGCUCCCUCCUGCCUCCCUUCAUUUCCCCCCCUGAUUCCCAUCAUUUCCCCUCCUCACUUCUGUCAUCACAGCCUAUGGGGAGCGCAUGCAAGGGAAGGGAAGGGAGAAGGGAUCGGGAAGAGAAGGGUGGGGCAGGAGAAGGGAAGGGCAGGGAGUGGAGAUGUGAAGGCAGGGAGUGGAGAUGUGAAGGCAGGGAGUGGAGAUGUGAAGGCAGGGAGUGGAGAUGUGAAGGCAGGGAGUGGAGAUGUGAAGGCAGGGAGUGGAAAUGUGAAGGCAGGGAGUGGAAAUGUGAAGGCAGGGAGUGGAGAUGUGAAGGCAGGGAAUGGAGAUGUGAAGGCAGGGAGUGGAGAUGUGAAGGCAGGGAGUGGAAAUGUGAAGGCAGGGAGUGGAAAUGUGAAGGCAGGGAGUGGAGAUGUGAAGGCAGGGAGUGGAAAUGUGAAGGCAGGGAGUGGAGAUGUGACGGCAGGGAGUGGAGAUGUGAAGGCAGGGAGUGGAGAUGUGAAGGCAGGGAGUGGAGAUGUGAAGGGCCCCUCAGGUGGAUUGCCUCGUCAGCGAGUGAUGAUUGGCCGUUGA